Botrytis cinerea B05.10 is the source of this 3160-nucleotide messenger RNA. RefSeq lists its product as hypothetical. The transcript has 5 exons. Bases 1259 to 2410 code for a protein of 383 amino acids. NCBI's taxonomy places the organism in Eukaryota, Fungi, Ascomycota, Leotiomycetes, Helotiales, Sclerotiniaceae. The record is from RefSeq and is a predicted model, not a curated record.
GCAUCCCUGCGCGGUAACGAAAGAGCAUACGAAUUCUUGUCGCCAUUGCCCUUUGCUGUGCUGCUGGACUUCGGAUCGAGAGUAGAUUUCCGACGAGCGAAGAGCGCUCUGCAUCCCAUUGGUGGCGAGUGAAAGAUUUUCAUCUCGGCCAUGCCCUUCAUUCGCAUCGAGAGACGCAUCGACUUCGUACCAUUACGACGGUAGUACAGCACGCAGAGCAUUGCUUGCUAAGUGCCCUUGAAGUUGUUGUUGGCUUACGAUUGCAUAACGAAUGAAAGGCGUACCUGUGUGCUAGGUCGACAUGUAGAGAACAAGAGCAAGGAAGCUAUACGAAUUGCGAAAAGCUUUAUUCACUGGCUUGAACAGCGAGCCACCUUGGUCAAGAGCUCCUCGUCAUCAAAAUACCCUAAACACCUAAUGUUAUACUUUUCCACAUUGCCUAGCAUGGAUUCCAUCGAUGGAUGAUAAAUAUUGAUUUUGCUUCACAAUCCCCUCCAGUGGCUGAAUAACAUUGAAUGCUUCGUAUUGACUUUUCUCUUGUCCCCGCGUGUACGUAUAGGCGUACUGAUAUCCUCUGCCUCUUUCUCUUUUCGUGUUUCUCUCACAACCAAACAUCCAUCAAUCGUUUCUUCGUCUCAAUCCAUCAUUUUCCUAUUAUCUAGCUAUCAUACUUGUUAGGUGCGCACUUGUGAAGGGUUGAAGGAAACGCUGGGCAACUGGGCAACUGGGCAAGGCAAAUAAACAAACAUAAAACAAUCUGCAUUCAUCGGUCAUCCAAAAGAAAAAAGGAAAGAAGGGGAAAAAAAAAAACAUUCGCUGCAGCACUUCCGAUCAAAGUUUUGAUUCACAUCAUACGAAACCAUCAGUCGUUAUAUCUGGAGAUUAUUUUGAGGAGGGAAAGCUUAACAUCAAACGCAUUUUUGAUCGUCUUCAAACUAUCCAAUACCGUCGUUCCAUUCAUCAAAGCAUCAGGUUUUCAAUUCUCAUCAAGCUUAAUCCAAACAUUGUGAAACGGAUAUCUACUUUUGAUAUAAAGCCGCCAGAUUCCCAACCACCGACUUUUGACGUUCACGACCGAGACUCAGACCAAAAGGACCAACUUCAUUUCAGCGUUCCACAAAUAUCCCUACAAACCUCUCGAUAUUACUCCACCACACCCAGGUUUCACGACGAUAAGGCUCAGAAUAUCUUGAUAAAAGUUGUAAUAGACCCACACCGGCGACAAUCACUGUCCACUUAUCGACUUAUACUUAGAAAUAUGCAAAACCAAAAUCACCCGCUACCCUCGCCCCCGGGCAAUCAAGAGCGGCCUGGGAACCGUCCAAGAGCAAAGACUUCAUCUGGCUUCAGUUUACAUUCUCAUAAGAGCAGUGGCAGUGGACAGAAACUCGAUCUCACAGAAUCACAUCGAGAAAAGGAAGCAAAAAGACUUCAUUCCAAAGCCGAUCCAUCUCUGGCCAUGACGGAAGCCGAACCUUCUGCUGUUGCAAACGAUGUUGCAACUUCAUUAGCACCCAUUCGAGCAAUUCAACAUAGAGAUAAGCAGGGAAACCCCAUCGCGGAUCCCGAUCGUUCAAAUCCUACGAGAAGCAGAUGGGAGAGACCUUUGGAUACAAUUCGAGCCUUCGAGGCAGCUAUUGAUGGAAACUACUCUUCGAGGAAAUCAAUGAUCCGCGGCUCUGAAUCCGAUGUAGGCUCAACAUACAAUCGACGAAACAGUUACUAUGCCGCAAGUCAAAUGCACAAUGACGAACGGCCAAGAUAUUCUCAGCAGAGCUAUUAUGGAGGAGGACAACAACCUCAAAGACAAAGUAGCCACUAUGGUGGUGAUGGACGACCAAAUGGAAUGACUAGGCCUGACAGUUAUUAUACUACCGAUAAUCAUGGAGGUCAUGGCAAUGGAUAUACCCCGAACAGAUCUCGAUAUCCUCGAACAGCAUCAGAACCACAAUUCAACAGUGGUGUUUACACCGCACCUGGUGGCCAGCAGCAUUCAUAUGAAACAGUGACAACUGCUUCCGGUAGUGGAAUGUCUGGAGACGCCGCAGGAUAUUCAACCGACCCCAGCAGCUUGAACAGUUCAGUAGAUGGACUUCAUGCACUACCGCAACAAGCAAAAGAACCCGCGGAGACAUAUGGAUUCAAUGGAUUUGGAAACAACCCCCAAUAUCCUCCACCUGGAAAUGGCAUUAAUGAGCAAAACGGAGCCCGAAGACAGCAGAUUGGCUUGAAUCAAGGACCUCCGCCCUCCAACAAUGAUAGUACACCACGAACUCCAAUUAACGUUGGUAUCACCAGUGAAAAUUCUUUACCUCAGAAAUCAGUCGUCCAAAUCACCAAAUCAGAUGCCAAACCUCAACCUGAAAAACGGAAAAGUUGGUUUGGAAGAAAGCUGAGCAAGAAUAAAUAAGAUAGAUGCUGGUCAUCCUCCAAUAUCUAUCACGCUAUUUACAAUCUAAUACGGAUAUGAGGAGAGAAUAAUCUUGGAGUGGAUUGUUGGAUUGUUGGAUGUAUGGUAUUGAUUGUGUUCUAACGAUUCUCAUGAUGGGCAAACAUAGGGGGUAGGGGCCAAGGGAUAUAAUGGAAUACACUUGGAAGCGGUUGGAUUAUUUUUGCAUCGGAAGGCGUCUGGGGUUGUAUUUCUUUGUGUCCACUACUAUUCCCAAAAGUUGGAUAGGGAAGGAGCUGUGAGCUUGCAGGCCUUACGUCUGGCCUUAAUUGGCUCCUUUGCCUAGAAGAGAUGAUUGGUGAUGAUUGGAGGUGAUGAGUUUGGAUGCGGAAGGCCUGAAUAUGAAGAUGACCAUUUAUCUGUCUACAUAUUUUCACAAUGAUUCAGCAGACUUCAUCCAUCGAUCCAAUUUUUGGGAUACUCAUGAUUUAUUUCCCCUAUUAUUACUCGAGCUUUGUGAUUAUUUGUUUUUCUAUAAAAGAUAACAGACACAUGACCUGACCCGAUAUAUUUUUUUUUUUUAACGUGAUCAUUUCUCAUACAACCACAAGAGUUCUUUUUCAUGAUCGUGACGUCUUCAAAUAUGCAUGAUUUGUACCUAUACUCCGUUGACGACUUUUCCUCUUCCACUGUGUCAAUAUCUUUAUCCACCACUAUCUUCGUGGUCAACUGAUUUGACCUAGUUUUUUUUUUGGUAGAAUUAAAUGAUGA